This is a messenger RNA of Rhododendron vialii, 631 nucleotides long. RefSeq lists its product as uncharacterized. The coding region runs from base 33 to 509 and encodes 158 amino acids. NCBI's taxonomy places the organism in Eukaryota, Viridiplantae, Streptophyta, Magnoliopsida, Ericales, Ericaceae. The record is from RefSeq and is a predicted model, not a curated record. The transcript is spliced from 2 exons.
UAGAAAUAUCCACACGCCCGAGCCGGUCCAGUAUGUCUCGUAUCUGGGCCUCCGAAAGCGGUUGGUAUGCUAUCCAGUAUCCACAUAAAACCCAUUUGAGUGCUACAGACGAGGAGAUAGAUAAGCCGCCGCCGUGGAAAAUGGCGUUCCUACCCCUCUCCCUCACCCUCUCCAUCCCCUCCAUCUCCCCGCCGCCUUUCACGGCGGCGGUAUCCCUUCCCUCUCUCCGCGCUCUCCGGCGAUCGACGGCGAUAUUCACGCGUUCGAGGCGGCCUCCAGGCGUCGUUUGCGCCAUCCCUUGGGAUUUCAGCUUCGACUUUGAGAUAAUCGAACCCCCAUAUCGAGCGGAUAUAUUUCCCGAGUUUGAGCCGAUGCCAAUACCAUUACCACCACCGAUGCCAGCUGAUCCUCCUCUACAACACGUCCCAGACGAAGAGGAAGAGGGAGAGGAGGAAUACUAUGAAUACGAAGAAGAAUACGAAGACCCAGAUGAUUAUUUUUCUGUAUGAUUUUGAACCCCCCUGGUAAGGUUGUGCACAUCAUGGUUUAUUAUGGUUUCCGCAUAGCAGAAACUUAAAGAAAUGUACCUAUUUAGUACCAUUUUAUAAUCUCCAUUCGGGAAUUUCAGAAA